Messenger RNA from Babjeviella inositovora NRRL Y-12698, 2211 nucleotides. RefSeq names its product F-box protein. The coding region runs from base 1 to 2211 and encodes 736 amino acids. Gene Ontology annotation, molecular function: protein binding. The record is from RefSeq and is a predicted model, not a curated record. Lineage: Eukaryota; Fungi; Ascomycota; Pichiomycetes; Serinales. The transcript has a single exon.
AUGAUCGUGGUUGAAAUUGACUUAUUCUACAUACUGCUUCUCUUCUUCGUGAUAUGCCUCUACUUUUAUUUCAAUGCCGAUAAGGGCCGGUUUAAAGAGAAGGAGUUCUCCCUCGAUAUAGCUGACGCUAAUGAGUCCACAAUUUGGGAUGAGGGUGAUUACGGACAAACGGUGAAUCGAAACGAAACCAUUACAAUAACCUCUCGGGAGAUGGAGAAGCUAUUUGAAAAAUGGGUGAGCACCAGGGGAAAGUAUUACGAGAAUCUCACCAAGGAGGGCCAUCCUCCUCAUUCUGGGCUCCUCAACCUUUCUCCCGAUUGUUUUACCCAUAUAUUGUUCUACUUGAACCAGGAGGAUUUGUUGAACUUGAGUGUGACCUGUAAACCCUUGUACCACCAGGUCUUGGGAAAGUUGUACUCGAACAUUCAUGUCCAUGACUAUGAUAACCGGAUAAGUCGCCUAAAGUCUCUAUACGCAUCUGUUUCAAAAUCUAAACUGGCCUCGAGAACUGUGCAUGGUUCAAUCCUAAACCCGAGAUCGGAAGUUCUCAAACAAGGGCUUCCGAUUCUCUUUCAAGGGUUGGCGUACAACUGGACCCUCAUUUCUCCCCAGGGGUUUGAAAGGUUGGCCAACAACUACCACUUGCACAGCCAAAAGGUGAAAUUUAUACACAUUGAAUACGAGUUCUAUUCCGCACCGUUUCUUGUCAAGAUUUACCGAAACUUUCCCCAUUCCAUGAUUAGAUUUCCCAACAUAAGCGCGCCGUUUGAGGGCGAUACCAAGCCGCUUCCGUUGGACCAUUACUACAAUAAAGUUUUUGUCAAUUUUCGCAGAAAAGCCCUAUGGAAUCGAUUAGAGUUUUUGUCAUUCAACGAAUCGGCCAUGCUUUCAUUCGGGAGAUUUAGCUCAGACGGACACCUCAUAGGAGCAGACUGGGACUCGAUACCCGAUCUUCCCCCAAACUUGAAGCGCAUCGAGCUUUACGCUAUAAAGAGGUACCCUAUGUCGGAGAUUUUUUGCAAGUGGGGGGCCCAGCUUAGCGUGGUUAAAUAUCUUGGAGUUAUUGGUAACCCCAUGGAUAUUCUCGGUCAAAUGGUUGACUCAGGAGGGAUCACUUUCAUUCGUUUGGAUCAUAUUUUGAUGAAGUUCACCGACUCGCCAAGAAACAUGGACUUUAGUGCUCUCACUCUGGUCAUUCAUGCAUUGGCGGCGCCCUGCCUUUCAAGAAUCCGCAAACUUGACUUCAUUUACGACUCUACGUAUCAGAAGAGUGACGCCGAUUUUCUCUUGGUGGAUAACCACAAUAAUUUUAUUGACGUUGAGACUUCAGAAUAUUUGAACUCGAUCGAUCAGUUCUUGUUAUUUUUAGGUGAAUGUUGCGUCUCCCUCGACCUGGUAUCGAUCUUUAGCCACGACAGACGAAGAAAUCGGCAAUUCAAGCACGUUUUGCCUAAUUUCAACCUGUUUCUCUUACGCUUACCGGAAAACCAACUCACUGUUUUGCAACUACUCAUUGGAUGCGAGUUUAGUCUUGCCAAUUUUUGGACGGGUGUGCAACACCACUCCCAGUCAUUAAAAACAAUAUCGUGGAACGGAAAUCUCGGUCGGCAGUUGCUUUUUGGGAAUGAAAUCUUGAGCCAAACCUCAGGCUCCUCGUUGGAUCAUCUUGCCCUUGACAUGACCAAUGGUGAUUUAUUGACAUCGCGAUUUAUCAAGCCCAACCCGGUAGAGAACCUUGUGGAAAAAAUAUUUGUUCAGGAAAUGAAGAUGUUGGCAAAGUCUCGUGGGAGCCUAAAUAACACCCUUGACUCGAUUCUCACCCGGGGAACCCUGCAGCUAGGAUGCAAUCACGAGGAGUUGCUAUCAGCUAACAUCAUUGGGGAUUCAUGGACUCUGGUGCUUCAACACCCACUGUCGUUUCCCAAUUUACUGUAUAUCGUCACCAAUGGUAUUCAUCUUGUGGUUUACAGCGAGUUUGAUUCUGUGAGGAGAGUAGUGUCGGUUUACGACCCCGAGUUUUCCGAUGAGAUGGUGGAGCAUCUACAUACCCUUGGGAGCCAGGAUAAAGGCGCGGUAUCCCUUGAUUCACUUGUAGGGGGUUCCAGUUUCCUAGAUUUGGUUUUCUCGGUCAAGCAAGAUGUUAAGGAAGAGUUGGUGAUGAUGCAAAAGAUCUAUGUGAUCUUGAAGGAAUUAGGAGUCAAGGCUAAUUAG